ACACUGGGUAUCUUGGUUUGAUUGUUAUUGGUGAUUCAGCUGCAGCGAAUUUCCAUAUUCCACCAGAGUGGGUAACAGCACGGCUGAUUUCUGGUAAGGUUUUUCAAAAUUUUUCCUUUAUCCUCGGAAAUGAGUUCGACUGGCCUCAGCUGUCUGGUUUUUCUGGAUACUUACGAGAGUCCAGGUAAGCUAGCUAAACAAGAGCCAUAAAUUAAUACAUGCCACUGACAUGUUACUCGAAACGGUUGCUAAACCCCCGUCUGAUGAGUAAACAUCCCGGGGGGGAGGGUAGUCAACAAAGUUUUAUACUGAGAGGCGCCCCACGAGGUCCGACCCCUUACCCUCUUAUGUAACAUUUUUGACUGCAAAGAUACCCCUUUCGUAUACCUUCAAAUGACAAAAGAUAUCCCUUUUAUAUUAACUAGUUUGGAAAUUUGCAUUCUGGCUUUAACUACUUAAAAUUCACUGUCUUCACAGCAUUAAAUUCGUCUUUCAUCCCUUUCGGGACUCGAAGGACCAAACAGACAGUUUUCCUUACCCUUUCCUGUGAUACUUCUAACCUUCAUGGGACGUGGGAGUCCCGUUUGUUCCUAUCCCCACUGGGAAGGUCACUCAAGCGAAGUUUGGUGGAAGGUGUGUCGCCGAGGUCUCCAAACCUCUUACCUUGUUUAAGACAAGAGACCUAAUUUCAUGACCCCGAUUCAUUUAGUUUCGCACUCAGAAUUAUGUAUUUUUUAAACUAACAUUACGGAAUUAGAUUUUUUUGAAAAAGCAUUGUACCAGACAUGUAGACCAUACAGGUCCUACCUUUACAUUCUUGUAAAGGUUUCCGUUCUAAAAAGACACCCUUUUCAGGACGCUAAGUAGUGAAUUCCGGGGUGUUCAGAUAGUAGAGUGCGGCGCGAAAAUAGAGAGCGGGCUCACUUUUUUCCCCAUCCCCACCGUCUGAAUACCCGGAACAGGCUAAAGAGUCAAAACCCUGACCCAUACCCUGUUGAGUGGCACAUACCCGUCUAGGCCAAAUAAGGAAGAGCCACCCCAACCUCCCCCCAACGGCGUCUUUGUUAGAUUCAAACGCCCGUGACACUUUUAGGAGAUGCGUUACUCAGUUUAAAUAAUUCUGAAGAUUGUAAUUUUAGCCCUCUAUCUGUAUUUCGCAAUUCCUCAUUACCAACUUCAACAGGAGUGUGUUUUCAACUUCCCAAAAGGAGGAAAUACCUCAAAGUUUUUGUUUUUUCUUUAGGUUGUUUCUAAGUACUUUCUGUUUGCUAGUUUUUUCUCAACUAAAUUUUGUCGAACCAUCACAAUCAUCACAUCCAUCACAAUCAUAUGAUGCGUUUGAAAAAUUUUCUCCUUAAAUCAAUUAAACUGGAUUUUGACGCUGAACCACCGUUUGGUGUUAAUAGUCUUUGCCCAGUAAUGCAUCAGUCAAUUCCAGCUGCGCCCAGCCCCCCACCCCCGCGCUACUGAGGGGCAUUUGCCCGCCUUGUUAGUCCCAGUGGUGGGGCAUUUGCAAAUUUUUUACUGCCCGGAGACCGGGCAUUUGCCAACCCCGGGGUCAACCCCGAGCUUUUGACACUCACGCGGUUUCCUAUCAGAAUAUAAGUACUUAGAGGAUUUUACUAAAAAAACAAGCAGAUUGGUUCAUCUGUCAAGGACGGGAAAAAAUUGAAGAGGUUUGUAAAGGCAUGUUCUCCAUUUUAUGCAUACAUUUCUUCAUUGCUUAUCAAGCCAGAAUUACAUAGGGGUAAAUGACCUCUUUCAAAAGUUAGAGUAGCCAAAUCGGAAGCUAUCGACGUGAAUCAACGUUGUUUGGUAUUUUUUUAAUCAAAUUUCUGUUGUUGUUAUUAUUUGAAGACCAUCCUUGCAUAUAUAUAAAACUAUUCAUAACAGCACAUUAUUAAUUUUAAUGUCAAUGACUUUAUAAGACCCUUAUAGCAAAAACCAUAAACUGGUGUCGUCACGGCGUGAAGUCUUCAUUAGAGUAGCACUAUUACAAAGGAAGACGUUAAUUGAAACAAAAAAUCGCACAUUAAAAUUAAAAAAAGGCUUAAAAUGGCACUCCUCGACUAUGCGAUCAAUGAAAAAUUUUACAGAGUUGUCGGAGGACGGGGCAUUUGCCCUCUUUUUUCGUCCCCAUCCCGGGGGAUUUGACAGCUCAAGAGUCCCCACCCCCGGGAAUUUGCCAUUCAAAGCCAAAAAAAUGCUUCUGCCCGGGGUUCACUUCUGCAGGUGGCCAGAAGAAAAGGUCAUGAUAUAGACUCCAUUUACCUGAAGUUGUGGGAAAGAAACCACUGCAACCAUCGAGAUUACCAAAAUCUGGCAAGAAAUGGGGCAGCGUCCUUUGACGCAAACUCGCUGAUCAAGAGCAUGGCACGUGACCAGAAGCGUGACCAACCUGCGUUGGUGUUCUAUGCACUUUUCGGAAAUGACGUGUGCACGUGUGAGGCGGACUUACACAAUAUGACAACCCCUGAGGAAAUGCACAAAAACGUGAUGGAAACACUGCGAAGUUUGGACAAACGCCUGCCGAAUGGGAGUCAUGUCAUUCUCUUAAGUCUUGCUGACGGUCGAUUCAUUUAUGAAACUGUUCAUAAGCACAUCCAUCCAGUUGGUGAGUUGAGAGGAGACUUAACAUACGAGAAUCUUUUCAACUUUUUGAACUGUCUGCAGAUUUCACCCUGCUUUGGUUGGCUGAAUUCUAAUGCGACCAUCAGAAAUGAAACUAGUGAACGAGCUGCUCGGUUGUCUGAAGUAUUGAAGUUUGUGGCCAAGACAACUAAGUUUGAAAAUUUUGAUGUCAAUUUCCUGAAUUUAUCCUUGGAGGAAUUAAUCGAGGUAAACAUUGAAAUGUUUUAAAGUUGCUGUCACGUUUUUUUUUAAAUAUUUCAACGCAGUGCAGACUCGUACCCAGUCGCUAUUUAAGUGUUUUUUGGGAUGAGACCCCGCGCACGCCUCAACCUAAUCCCCAAUCUUCUCUCAUCCCAAAACACACUUAAAUAGCGACUGGGUACGAGUCUGAACGCAGUGGGUUGAGGGAAACGUCAUUCUGAUCCACGACGCUGAGCAAAAGGGCCGAAGCUCUGGGAACGAGAAUGCAGCGGGGGAACGUGAAAAACAUCCCAAAGACGACGUGAGACGUGUUAAGGCAUUCCCCCCCGCCCCCCUCCUCUCUGUGACAAAAAACUAUUUUCUCUAGCAAAAGUAAGGAUAAAGCAGAACAUUUUUGUAUCUUUGCUACCGUUCGUUAUAUUAGCGGAAUCUCCGUAGUAAAGAACUGUUUGCAAGGUGAGUGGUUUCUGUAUUUGAAAGAGAAAAGAGAUGAGUGUAAAACAAUGGCGCUGUAUUUGUGACCAGACAUAAUUUAAUUCUGUUAUAUUCGCUGGCGUUGUUAGUAUGUUAGUCGUUUCACAAAAUAUGUUUUGUUACUCUCUUUUAGGAAUGGAAAUCUAAAGGUGGGGACGCUUUUGAAUUAUUUGAGCCAUUUGCUGGAUUUCAUCCUUCACUCAAGGCUCAAACGCUAGCAGCAGAGAUUAUCUGGCGGAAACUGGAAUCAAACAGCCCACAUGUGCUAGGAAAUAUCAACCCUUCAAAUGACAUGAUUAAGAAAGUAUUUGGCAAUCAAGGAGGGUAUUAAGGUGAGAUUAUGAUCAAGAAAGAGCAAGAAUUUGUAUAAUUUGUUUUGGCACAGUAACUGUUCAAGAAUUUGCUGAGUUGUGAGCCUUUAAUUUUCUUGGUGCUGCAAGAAACUUUGAGCCAGUCUGCGUUUGCCACUUAAAAAACGAGAAGGGAACUGGGCCGAGUUAACUUUUGCAAAGACCUCUGGGGAAAAAUUGACCUAUAGCUGACCGGCGCGUCCCCAGUAACUAUCCCAGAAACAAUUGCUGGUCACAUUGAUUUCGGCUCCAGUUCCCUUCUGGUUUCUAACUAGGACAAUUAUAUACAUAAUAAUCGAACAUUUUGACUUUUGGAUAAAAGUAAUAAUUCUCUAAACAUAAAAUGUAUACUUGCGCAAACAGAGUAUCCUUCUACCUUCCGAAUGAAAAGAUGUUCCAAUCUCUUCAAUUUAUUCUUAAUUAAUUGUGCAGUCCGUCUGGGCAGCAAAAAAAAUUAAGGAUUUUUCAAGUAGUAUUUGAGAUAUUUUUAGUCCACUUUUUUGAGGGGAAUCUCAUUAAUUUUCGGGAAAAGUAUUCAAUUAAAGUCGAUGAUGUCAUGAAUAAAAAUUUAAGUUCCACACACUGGUUUUGUUUCUGCGUUUGUUUCUAUUUCUCUUUUUUUUUUCUUCAUUUGUCGAGUAGAUAUUUCUGUCACAAAUACUUCGCCAAUUAUGUCUACACCCAUUCUCGACCAGAAUUGAGAUUGUCGAUCAAGAAAGGCAUACAAGUGAAUUCCACAACAAAACGUUUUGAGGGAAAAGACACGUUUCGAGACGCGCAUCAACCAUACCGCCCAUGAAAACGGUUUUCUUCUCCAAGUUUAAUACUUACAGUAUGACGUUAUUGACCUAGUCUUUUCGGUCAAGACGACUAGAUAUUGGGCAAUUUCUUUUUCUUGCUUUUUAUAAAUCGAGAGAAGUUAGAGGGAAAUCCUUGCUUUCUUGAACAAAGGAAGAAGUCUCGAGCAGCCUAUGUUAAGCACACCACUUUUUCGUUCUGCUGGUGGCCAAAGGUCC
Porites lobata is the source of this 4672-nucleotide messenger RNA. Lineage: Eukaryota; Metazoa; Cnidaria; Anthozoa; Scleractinia; Poritidae. The record is from the annotation of a GenBank genome assembly.